Messenger RNA from Echinostoma caproni, 390 nucleotides. Lineage: Eukaryota; Metazoa; Platyhelminthes; Trematoda; Plagiorchiida; Echinostomatidae. The record is from the annotation of a GenBank genome assembly.
AUGUACAUUGGGUUUAAAAGGUGCUGCUACAUCAAAAUAAAAAUGUGGAACUUUUUAUAUUUGUUUCUUAUCCUCACAUUCUACCGUGCAUUCUACCAUUAUCUUAUCUUUCUUUUUCGUUCUCUCUCAUACACACACACCUGCAUGUUAAACUUCACACAGUCAAAAACGAAGUCGGAACGGAAUCGUCAGCGCGCGCACGAUUCCCGUUUGAAAUCGGUGCAUACACAACGUCAAGAAGCCGCCCAAUCGCGUCGCGAGGAGCGUAUGCGUGCGGUCAAGGAACGUAUCAUGUCCGAGGAAGAUCCGGACAAGGCGCGCAAACUUGAGGUAAGACCAGUUUACGCUCCGGGCUUGCUUGCUUGUCCUCUACACAUGCCUCUGGUUUGA